Polypterus senegalus (gray bichir) is the source of this 4405-nucleotide messenger RNA. RefSeq names its product zinc finger protein 850-like. Bases 118 to 2853 code for a protein of 911 amino acids. Gene Ontology annotation, molecular function: DNA-binding transcription factor activity, RNA polymerase II-specific; RNA polymerase II cis-regulatory region sequence-specific DNA binding. NCBI's taxonomy places the organism in Eukaryota, Metazoa, Chordata, Cladistia, Polypteriformes, Polypteridae. The record is from RefSeq and is a predicted model, not a curated record. The transcript is spliced from 3 exons. Gene Ontology annotation, biological process: regulation of DNA-templated transcription.
CUUGGCUGUGCAGUACAGUCAUCUCAUCAUCAUCAGUACUGCACAGCUAAUUCAUCAUCUUCAUCAUUCAAGUUGUACUUCACUGAGAGAGAAGCUAUCAUUUACUGUAAUCUCUAGAUGGAUGUGAAAGAGGAGACGUGUGAGGCUGACAUGAACAUCAUGAAGAUAGAGAUGUCAAAUAUUAAGGAGGACCACUGUGAAUGGGAGCCUGCCCACCCUAAACAAGGUAAUCUCCACAUUAAGGAAGAAGACUGUAAACUGGAGUUGGUGGACAUUAAAGAAGAAAUUGAAGAGAAGUUUAUCAGCAUUGAGACACACAAACAUAAAAGUGCGGAGAGUGUCCAGGAAAACGACCUUCAUUACAGGUGUCAAGAUGGAGCAGCGAUGGGGUUGGUAUCUCCUCAGAGCACACACUGCUCCUCUGCAGGGCUUUCUAUCCACGUGAAGUCUGAAUCAUUACAGUCUGACACAAGGAGGAUCGAGGAGAUAUCAUCUGUUAGAACUCUGGAAGAUCAGCCACCAUCUACAAGAGACGAACCUCACUGCUGUUCUGAAUGUGGCAAAGAAUUUUUUGAUGGGAAUAGUCUGAUGAAACAUUUAAGAGUUCACACAGGACAGAAGCUGUAUUGUUGUUCAGAAUGUGGAAAACAAUUCACAAGAAUUAGCAAUCUACAUAGACACAGAAAAAUCCACACGGGAGAGAAGCCUUAUUGUUGUAAUGAGUGUGGCAGACAAUUUGGUGACAAGAGUACACUUCAGAGACACAGUAGAAUCCACACUGGUGAGAAGCCGCUUUUCUGCUCUGAUUGUGGCAAGCAGUUCUUUGACAGAAUGAAUCUUCAGAGCCAUGCAAAACUUCACACAGGAGAAAAACCGUUCUACUGUUAUGAAUGUGGCAAAGAAUUUUUUGACAGGAAUAGUCUGCGGCAACAUUUAACAGUUCACACAGGAGAGAAGCUGUAUUGUUGUUCAGAAUGUGGAAGACAGUUCAUAAGAAUUAGCAGUCUUCAUAGACACAAAAAAAAUCACACGGGAGAGAAGCCAUAUUCCUGUUUAGAAUGUGGGAAACGAUUCACAGUAAUCAGUAGUCUUCAUCGACACAGAAAAAUUCACACGGGAGAGAAGCCGUUUUGUUGUAAUCAAUGUGGCAAACAAUUUGGUGAGAAGAACAGUCUUCAGAUACACAUGGUAGUCCACACUGCAAAGAAACCAUAUUGCUGUUUGGAAUGUGGCAAACAAUUCUCACGAACCAACAGUCUUAAGCGCCACAUAAGAACUCACACUGGAGAGAAACCAUAUUGCUGCUCAGUAUGUGACAAACAAUUUACAAACAUCGCCAGUCUUCAUAGACACAGAAAAUUUCAUACGGGAGAGAAGCCAUAUUGUUGUUCAGAAUGUGGAAAACAAUUUGCUGUAAUCGGCGGUCUUCAUCGACACAGAAAAAUUCACACGGGAGAGAAGCCGUAUUGCUGUAAUAAAUGUGGCAAAGAAUUUGUUGACAAGAGUACUCUUAAGAAACACACUGCAAUCCAUACUGCAGAAAAGCCAUAUUGCUGUUUGGAAUGUGGCAAACGAUUCCCAUAUACCAACAGUCUUAAGGUCCACAUAAGAAUUCACACUGGGGAGAAGCCAUAUUACUGCUCAGUAUGUAACAAACAAUUCAGAACAAUCAGCCAGCUUCGUAGACACAGAAAAACUCACACAGGUGAGAAGCCAUAUUCUUGUUCUGAUUGUGGAAAACAAUUCUCAGAAAGCUCUUAUCUUCAUAGACACAGAACAGUCCACACAGGAGAGAAGCCGUAUUGUUGUUCAGAAUGUGAAAGACAAUUCAGAACACUCCGCAGUCUUCAGAGACACACAAAAAAUCACACGGGAGAGAAGCCUUAUUCUUGUUCUGAAUGUGGCAAACAAUUCUCAGAAAUUACUUAUCUUCAUAGACACAAAAAAAUCCACUCUGAAGAGAAGCCGUACUGCUGUAAUGAAUGUGGUAAACAAUAUGGUUACAAGAGUGCACUUCAGAAACAUACUACAACCCACACCAGAGAGAAGUCAUAUUGCUGUUUAGAAUGUGGGAAGCAGUUUUCACAAACUAGCAGUCAUGAUGACCAUAUAAAAACUCUCACUGGAGAGAAGCCACAUUUCUGCUCUGAUUGUGGCAAGCAGUACAGUGACGGAAUGGACCUUCAAAGCCAGGCAACCGUUCACACAGGAGAAAAGCCGAGAAAAGAAAUUUGUGAUGAGAGUAGUCUUCAGAAACAUACUGCAAAGAAGCCAUAUUGCUGUUUGGAAUGUGGCAAACGAUUCUCACAAAACAACAGUCUUAAGUACCACAUAAGAACUCAUACUGGAGAGAAACCAUAUUGCUGCUCGGUAUGUGACAAAAGAUUCUUUGACAAGAGUUCUCUUCUGAGGCACAUUACAGUUCACACAGGAGAGAAGCCAUAUUGUUGUUCUCAAUGUGGCAAACACUUUUCGACGAUCUGCAAUCUACGCAAACACAGAAAAAUUCACAUGGGCGAUAAACCAUACUGCUGUUCUGAAUGUGGGAAACGGUUUGCACAAAGACCUACUCUAGUGAACCACAAAGAAAUUCAUAAAGGAAAGAAGCCAUUUUCAUGUUCUGAAUGUGGAAAACAAUUCCUGCGAAUUUCUACUUUACAGAGGCACACAAGAACUCAUACGGGAGAGAAGCCAUUUUGCUGUUCUGAAUGUGGGAGACAGUUUUCACAAAGAGGCAGGCUAGUGAGCCACGAAAAAAUUCACACGGGGGAGAGUCUGCAUUGCUGUUCUCAGUGUGGCAAACAGUUUUUGCAUAUGUGUAACCUUAAGAAACACACCAGAGUUCACCUUUAGAGAAAUAGCUUCACGUGGUAAAGAAAUUCUGACAAGACCUCCAAAUGACAGUUGGGCUGGAUAUGUGUACCGAGGCAACGGUCAUUAACUGAAAAAUCAGAAAUGGUUGAAAGAUCAAGCUGGAUGAGGAGGGUAUCAUCAGAUAACUAAACUCAGGAGAAACAAAUAUUUGUGAGUAAAUGAAGUUUCAGAAAUAUAACCAUAAGGAAUUAAAGCAGAAAAUCAACAAAGAGGACGAGGUGUGACAAUUUAAUUCCUGGAAUGGACAUGUAGUGUCGCCCAUGAUGUAAUUGUACCGAAAUUGCCUGAAUCUUCAUCUUUGAAUAUGUUUGAACUAAUACGUGCAUAAAUUUCAAGCUGAUGGAGCUAGUUGUUAGUUAUCUAUUACCUUCACAACAGCUUUUUGAAUGUACACUUUGGCCUAAAAGUGAGUGAUUGAAAUUUAGAGCAACGUAUUCAUAUAAAAUUUUGUGUGAAAAAUCGGCAAAUGCACAACUGAAAUGUUACAACUGUUGCAAGUAGCUUAUGGUGAAAAUACUAUGAAAAAGUCGAGGGUGUUUGAUUGUGCUGAAAAGGAUGAAGAUAUUUUAAUAUAACUGAUAUCCAACAGAAAGUGACACAGCUGCUCAACAGUAUUCCCGAAAAUCAGUUCCAGGCCUGCUUCCAAAAAUGUGAGCACCGUUUGUCAGUGUAUAGAUGUACAAGGGGAGUACUUUAAAGGCAACAGUAGCUACUAGUGUACAGUUCCACAUGUAUAUUUAUUAAAGGUGCAUUCCGGGAAUUAAAUUGUCACACCUCGUACAUCUGUUGAACACAGGUGAUUCUCAGAACUUGCCUGGUAUCAUGCAAUAAAAUCCUGGUGAUGAACCAGCUUCCCAUUCCCAUCCUAUCUUACGGCUUUGGCAGCCCUGACUGGACAAUAUAAACUGGACAUAACAUGAGAACUUCUGCAUGCAUACCAGUCAAUAUACAAGAAUCAAGGCAUCCCUAGAAUGUACAUUUCGAGAUCUGAAGGAGACAUGGGGCUCAUCGAAAUGGAUGACUUAUUCAGGGCUACAAUCAUUGGACUUCAGACAUUCCUUCUCUACUCAACAUACCGGCAUAUUCAGAAGGUACUUUAACAUAAAGCAAACCAACCCAAAUCAACAUCAGUUUUAAGGCUUGACAGAGACCCCCCCAAUUUGCUUGGAUAUCGAAAACAAGAAUAGCAAAGGACCGAGCAGCAGAAGAGGAAGAGUACUUGGAAAGACCACAAAUAUAGACCACAGAAAAUAACAGAUGUCCUACUCUGGUCCUGUGUUGGCCAAAAAUAUGGCCUGAAAUUCAGUGUGAAAUUGCUUGGAUUUCACAGAGUUGGUAAUUCCCGCAAAAUAUUAUUUUUAAUGCUCCUUUUUUCCCCAUGUUUAUUUGGUAAGCACUCUUUCUUACAUCUUGCAAAGAAUAGGAAGCAUUUUUGUAAUCAUUAUUUUGUAAUAAUGUGAAGUUUGUUACUUGGGCAUUUAUUUUUCAUACAAUCCCCUCCACAAGUAAUAAUAAUUUUUUACAUUUAUAU